Messenger RNA from Ceutorhynchus assimilis (cabbage seed weevil), 680 nucleotides. Lineage: Eukaryota; Metazoa; Arthropoda; Insecta; Coleoptera; Curculionidae. The record is from the annotation of a GenBank genome assembly.
AAAAAAUUAAAAAAUCUUGGCUGGAUUUUGGAGCCUUUCUGUUUCAAGAAUCAAAUUUUGAAAUUUAAAAAACUACAUUAUGUCUGCAUUAAAACGGGUGCAACAAUGGGCAACAUUUGCAAGGAUCUGGCACAUAUACGAUGCUGCCUGGCAAAACCCCUUCCAAUCUGCCGAACUUAUAAAACGAUACCUAAUGGGGCUUCAUAAACCUAUUUACCAUCCAAUGAACGAUUGCGGAGACAAUGUUAUAGUCAUCAACAGUUCAGAAAUAGCACUACGAGGCGACGAAUGGAAAAAACGCAGCUAUUUCCAUCAUACAGGCUAUCCAGGUGGAGCUACAUGGACAUUGGCUUGGGACUUGCACAGUAAAGAUCCCACAAUGGUCCUGAAAAAAGCAAUUUACAAUAGUAUGGACGGUAACUUGCAAAGACGCUACACUAUGGAGAGAUUAUUCAUUUUUCCUGACGCUAAUGUUCCUAGCAAACUGUUGGGUAACGUCUCUAAUCAAAUAAGGCAAUUGAGGCCUGUACCGAAAAGGUUGGAUCAUUAUACUGAAGAUGAAGUGCAAACUUGUCCUAAGAUUAUUGAUUAUCCUACAGAUUAUGUUGUUAGGUAAUUAGAUGUUUGUAUUAUAUAGGUUUUUUUGAGUUAUUAUUGAAAGGCAAGUUAAUAAAUAUCAU